Colletotrichum aenigma is the source of this 2502-nucleotide messenger RNA. RefSeq lists its product as uncharacterized. NCBI's taxonomy places the organism in Eukaryota, Fungi, Ascomycota, Sordariomycetes, Glomerellales, Glomerellaceae. The transcript has 3 exons. The record is from RefSeq and is a predicted model, not a curated record. Bases 1 to 2502 code for a protein of 833 amino acids.
AUGGCUGACAAGCAGAAGACCAAAGAGCGCCCUGCUAAGCGCUCGCUCACUCCGAACCGCAACUUGUACAGCUCAUUCAACGAAGCUCACCGGAACAUUGCGCCGCCUACUCCCAAGCUACCCUUCGAGACGGUCCUGGGAAACGGCCAGCGAUUGACCCAAGAGCAGCUUGAGCAAGUUGAGCAGAUUCUGAGUGAUGCCAAUCGGUCCAAGGAUUCCGAGGAGCCAGAGAGCCAGGUGAAGACCGAGGAGACAGAGCUUCCCAGUAUCAGCACUCAGUCCGGCAAUGGAACCAACUUUACGAGCCACUCCGCCCAAUCUGCCGUUGAAGCCAAGAGAGAGACCAUCAGCAAGGACCCUCGCGCCUCUUCUGUCUACCCAUCUGAUGAUGAGUACGCCUUCAUCGACACCUCGAUCUCGUCUCUGCCCGAAGCCAAGGCCAAGCAAGAGCAGCCGCACCCUGCAGAUGACCCAUUCGCCAGCCGAAAUGCCCUCGACAACUGGCAAGAUUCCUCCUCCAUCUAUCCCGAGGACGCUAUUUCUUUGGGUCAGGUAUCUGAUGAUGAGCCCGUUCCCGAAGUCAAGCUCGAGCCCAGGUCGUCUCCCGUCAUGGCUUCACGCACCACUCUUCCUCCGCCUGUUGCCACGAGCUCCCAAGACCGCUCCCAGCAAAAUCCGCAGUCUCACUUCGACGAUCUUCCCAAGUGGAAGGACUCAUUUGGCUACUUCGACACCACUCACUCUAGCCAGAAUGUCACGCGCUUUCCUGUUUUUCUUGAUCCCUUCACUGGUUGUUCCCCAGCUUUCCCCAGAAUGCCCCAGCCCCAGCCCCAGCCUGUUGCCAAAGCGGUGGAGACAAAGACUGAGGCAAAGCAUAAUGGCCAAGCUUCCAAAGCCUCAGAGAGUCGGUUCAACGCACAAGACAAUGGCAAGGCGUCCUCCAGCCGGCUCAACCCCUUUCACGCAUUCUCAGGUUGUUCAUCUCAAGAGUCUGAAGAUGACGAUUUUGAGGAAACCCAGCUCAAGUACAAGGAGAAGGUCACGCGACUCAGUGCGGAGAAAGAAGUGUCUCAAGCUCUUCAUCACGCUACUGGGAUCAGUCAACCCUCAUCCGGCCUUGUUGUGAACCGUACUCGUUCAUCCCACACGCACGAUCUUCGCAACUCCCCUAACAACCCAGCCAAGACUCAGCGGCAAGGAUUCUACCAUGCGCCAGCAAUCCAGCCCUCCUGGAAGGUCACUUCAUCUGGAGUCAAGGUUCCCGUUGCCGCCCAGCACCAUGGCCCAGACGAUAUCAAUACGCCGGCAGCUGAGCCGUACAGCGCUAUUGACAACACCAACAUGGCUGCCAUGGCAUCGACUGCAGAUGAGAGAGCUGGUUUUGAUGGAGAAGAAGAUUGGCGCACUGUGACUGACGACCGCGAAUUCCCCACUGGCGCUGUUGGCAGAGUCAUGACUGGAAGCAGCAUUGCCAACGUCUCUGACAGGGUCCUCAUUCAGCAUCCCAACGCCCACGAAGCUCGUCGCGCUCUAUCCGCCACUGGCCCUUGGUGGAGAAGAACCGCAGGCACGCAGCCCGUGACGUCGCCAUUGUCUCCUUUCCCCAACUUGGGCUUCCCUACACCCCCUCAGCCCACUAUCCCUCCUAAUCGUCGCCAACAGGAGUGGCAUGAUGUGGAAUUGGACUCCCUGAAUCCUGCUCUGCAGCACCCUGGCUCUCGUCCUCGCACCGACACAGGAGAAACAGUCAGUGGCCUCUCCCAGUCCAAGUUCCCCUUCCCUCUAGUCUCUCGAGAGGAUGCAUCCAAAAUCCAAGCUGUACGUCGCGCAAGUGGCCUGGAGGAUCAUACCUUGUCUGGCAGCCUCGUCUCACCUACCAUGCGCCCCAAUUCUUCCAUUCAAGACAGCAGCUAUGGUCUCUCUCGUCCCGACAACCGCAAGGAUUCUGCCCAUUCACAAUUCAGUCAGACCAAGAACGGUAGCUACCACGAGGCCUUCUCUUCCCAUCGCCAAAACACUUGGGGCAACCAGCCCACGUCGGGGCUGCCCGCGCGCCCUUCUCCUUUGCAGGAGAGGGCUCCUACCGCGGCGAGCGGCAAGGCGGCUCGCGUCACACACCGAGCGGCCGCCGACGCCCUCGCCAACCAGCGGGCGCGGGAGGGCUCCCCCCACCUCUUCACAAGGGAGGGGGCCCGCGUCAUCAGCACCGACGUGGAGCUGGCUGGCAUUGCCGGCCCCAACAUGCUCUCGGAGCGCGCGCAACGGCGCUCCAAGCUCUUCUACCGCGGGGUCAUGGCCAUCACCCUCAUCAUCCCCUUCGUGGGAUGGGCCAUGACCUCGUGCAGAGCCGACUCAAUGCUCACGGCCAUCACUCAAGGAGAGUGCUCUGGCCUCUCCCACGGCCAACGGCGCAACAUGCGCAUGAUGAUGUUCGGAGGCUUCGCCCUCUGGUGCAUCGCGGUCGUCGUCGUACUCAUCAUUACGGCUGCCACCCGGCACUGA